AUGAGUCUCAUCGAGAUUGCGUAUGAGAUCUAUAAACAAACCACUUCUCUGGUUCGACCCACUGCGACCCGGCGGGACCCCACUGCGAUGGAUCUGUCAUACGCCUUCCAAGAUUCAAGUACUUGGCGCAAAGAUGGGUGGGGCGAGUACACUAUUACUUCCAUUGUGCUGGAUCUGGGCGUCUCUAGUGACAUUUCCUCCCCCUUCAUCUCAACCGACUCCAAACAAAGAAGAAAAAUGGCAAUCAACCAGGCACAGGAUCAGGGUUUAGAUGACGAGAUUUCGGAUCUUGAGGAACGUCUGGAAAAUGCGAGAGCGCGCCGGGUGCUGGCCACAGGGAAUGCUCCUUUCCAAGGUCCGUCCAAUCCGAUACCCGUCCACGCAUUGCUCCUCCUUUCUGACUCGGCGCUUCCCCUCGGUGGGUUUGCGUACUCCAACGGACUUGAAUCGUACCUUGCCCAUCUCAAGCUACGAGGACGUAUAGCCAAUCCAGAGGCAGCCUUUGACUCGUUCCUUACGCUCUCAAUUGCGUGCAUGGCGAGCACAUCCCUACCGUACUUGUUGGCAGCGUAUCGACAACCCGAAAUGUUGAAAACCAUCGAUAACGAUCUCGAUGCAUCCACCCCUUGUGUUGUAGCUCAGCGGGCAAGCCUCGCCCAAGGAAGAGCUCUACUGGGGGUCUGGGAACGAUCCUUCCGCGUGUCCUACACUCCGGCGAGCGAUGCAGCAGCGGUGACGGCAGUGAAGUCUCUCGAAAGCAUUUCUGCUGGGCUCAAGAGCCGCAAUAACCCAGAAGAAGGAUUGGGGCCGAAUGGUCACCUCGCGCCCUUGUGGGCCGUGGUCUCUCGGGCCAUGGGGUUGACGGCACAGCAAACGGCCUAUCUGCAUAUGGUCAACCAUGCCAAAGCCGUGCUCAGCGCAGCGGUGCGCUCCUCUGUCAUUGGUCCUUAUAUGGCGCAGUCCAUCUUGGCCAGUCAACGUUUGCAGGAAAUGAUUUCUCACCGAAUCGAGCGGGAGUGGGACACCCCCAUCGACCGGGCUGGACAGUUGGUCCCGGCAAUGGACUUGUGGGUUGGACGCCACGAGCUUCUUUACAGCAGGAUUUUUAACUCAUGA
Aspergillus tanneri is the source of this 1116-nucleotide messenger RNA. Its product is annotated as urease accessory protein UreF. NCBI's taxonomy places the organism in Eukaryota, Fungi, Ascomycota, Eurotiomycetes, Eurotiales, Aspergillaceae. Bases 1 to 1116 code for a protein of 371 amino acids. The record is from RefSeq and is a predicted model, not a curated record. Gene Ontology annotation, molecular function: nickel cation binding. The transcript has 3 exons.